AUAAGUUUUAAUGAUCGUCUUCCCUAAACAACACUGAUUAAUUUUAGUAUUUUUUUUUCUCUCGUAUUCUCCUCUCAGACGCAGCCAUGUCUCUGCUCUCAGAUCUCGUCAACCUCAACCUGUCCGACACAACCAAGCAAAUCAUCGCCGAAUACAUAUGGAUCGGUGGAUCUGGAAUGGACAUUAGAAGCAAAGCCAGGACACUCCCAGGACCAGUGACCGAUCCAUCAAAGCUUCCCAAGUGGAACUACGACGGAUCAAGCACCGGUCAGGCCGCCGGAGAUGACAGUGAAGUCAUUCUAUACCCUCAGGCUAUAUUCCGUGAUCCGUUCAGGAGAGGCAACAACAUUCUGGUGAUGUGUGAUGCUUACACGCCGGCCGGUAACCCAAUUCCGACCAACAAGAGGCACAACGCUGCUAAGAUCUUCAGCAACUCAAAAGUUGCCUCUGAGGAGCCUUGGUAUGGGAUUGAGCAAGAAUACACAUUGAUGCAAAAGGGUGUGAACUGGCCCAUUGGUUGGCCUGUGGGUGGCUUCCCUGGCCCACAGGGACCGUACUACUGCGGCGUGGGAGCUGACAAAGCCAUUGGUCGUGACAUUGUGGAUGCACACUACAAAGCCUGUCUUUACGCAGGUAUUAGCAUCUCUGGUGUCAAUGGAGAAGUCAUGCCUGGCCAGUGGGAGUUCCAAGUCGGUCCUGUUGAAGGGAUUAGUGCCGGUGAUCAAGUCUGGAUAGCUAGAUUCCUUCUCGAGAGGAUCACUGAGAUCUCUGGUGUAAACGUCAGCUUCGACCCAAAACCAGUCCCGGGUGAUUGGAACGGAGCGGGAGCGCACUGCAACUACAGUACGAAGACGAUGAGGAACACUGGAGGAUUAGCGGUGAUAAAGAAAGCGAUAGAGAAGCUUCAGGUGAAGCACAAGCAGCACAUUGCUGCUUACGGUGAAGGCAACGAGCGUCGUCUCACGGGCAAGCACGAGACGGCAGAUAUCAACACGUUCUCAUGGGGAGUGGCGAACCGUGGAGCUUCGGUGAGAGUGGGACGUGACACUGAGAAAGAAGGCAAAGGUUACUUCGAGGAUCGUAGGCCAGCUUCUAACAUGGAUCCUUAUGUCGUCACUUCCAUGAUCGCCGAAACCACAAUCCUCGGUUAAGUAAUCAAUACGCAUUUUAAUGUUUAGUUUUUUCCUUAAUUUGCGGAUUUUUGUGCUUGUGGUUGCACUACUAAUAAUUAUUAUCAUGCCCUAGUAGGAUUCACGUGUUUUAUGUUUUUUUUUUUCAUUUCGAAUAAUUAAAUAAGGAAUUCUUAUGGAUGAAAUUUAAACAAAAGAAUGUAUUAUUAGUGAUUUUUUUUGUUGA
Molecule: messenger RNA, 1356 nt
Organism: Brassica rapa (field mustard)
Lineage: Eukaryota; Viridiplantae; Streptophyta; Magnoliopsida; Brassicales; Brassicaceae
Product: glutamine synthetase cytosolic isozyme 1-3
Cellular component (GO): cytoplasm
Molecular function (GO): glutamine synthetase activity
Source: RefSeq, a predicted model, not a curated record